GAGUUCUGGGCAGACAGAGGAUAACAGGCGCUGCAGGAGAGGACUGAAAACACAGAGGGAACACGCUGUAAACGAAGCAUCUGCAGCCUUCAGACUCUGACAUGAUGGAGCUCUAUCUCGACCUGCACUCCCAGCCCUGCCGCUCUGUCUUCCUGUUUGCAAAAGUUGUCGGGAUUCCCUUUGAGUUUAAGGAUGUCAACCUCGCCGCAGGGCAGCAGUACAGCGAGGAGUUUGGAAAAAUCAGCAUCAUGAGGAAGGUUCCUGUCAUGAAGGAUGGAAGUUUCAUUCUGACGGAAAGCGUUGCGAUCCUGAAGUACAUGGUGCAGAAAUAUUCGUCGUCAGUGGCAGAUCACUGGUACCCAGCUGACCUGCAGCAGCGAGCUCGUGUUAAUGAAUACCUGUCCUGGCAGCACACGAACCUCAGAGCUCAUGGGUCAAAGGUCUUCCUGCUCAGGGCUCUGUUUCCUGUCAUCAUGGACUCUGAGGUCCCGAAGGAGAAGAUGGACGCUGCUGUCGAGGAUUUGAAUCAGUCGCUCAACAUGCUGGAGGAGAAGUUCCUGCAGAACAAACCAUUCAUCCUUGGCAACAAGAUCUCUCUGGCUGACCUGGUGGCAAUAGUUGAGGUCAUGCAGCCGAUUGCAACUGGACUGGAUGUGUUUGAAGGCCGGCCGAAGCUCAUAGCCUGGAGGGACCGACUGAAGAAGGAGCUCGGCGAAAAGUUGUUUGACGAAGCUCACGAUGUGAUCAUGAAGGUGAAUAGCCUGGCGGAGAAGAUGCAGGGCAACAGCAAUCUGGAGAUGCUCAAACCGAAGUUCCGGAAGAUUUUCAGCUGAAGAAGUUUCUGUGUACAAACAGAGAUAAUGCGACUGCUGUUGAUGUCUAAGAGUCUUUUUUUAGUCAGCCUCCAGGAAUUAAAAUAUUUGGAAAACUGUG
This is a messenger RNA of Dicentrarchus labrax (European seabass), 933 nucleotides long. RefSeq names its product glutathione S-transferase theta 1a (gene gstt1a). The transcript has 5 exons. Gene Ontology annotation, molecular function: glutathione transferase activity. Gene Ontology annotation, biological process: glutathione metabolic process. Gene Ontology annotation, cellular component: cytoplasm. Lineage: Eukaryota; Metazoa; Chordata; Actinopteri; Moronidae. The coding region runs from base 102 to 833 and encodes 243 amino acids. The record is from RefSeq and is a predicted model, not a curated record.